Messenger RNA from Rhineura floridana, 3946 nucleotides. RefSeq lists its product as uncharacterized. Lineage: Eukaryota; Metazoa; Chordata; Lepidosauria; Squamata; Rhineuridae. The transcript is spliced from 7 exons. Bases 269 to 853 code for a protein of 194 amino acids. The record is from RefSeq and is a predicted model, not a curated record.
GGGGUGGGAUUGCCAGUUCCGUCCCCGGCCUUUCUUUACCCCCCAGCAUAUGCUGGGUACUCAUUUUACCGACCUCGGAUGGAUGGAAGGCUGAGUAGACCUUGACCCCUUUUUACUGGAGAUUCAACUUCCUCCUUCCAUUGGAAUCGAACUCCAGCCAUGAGCAGAGCUUCGGCUGCGUUACCACCACUUACCACUCUGCACCACAGAGAUUUAAAAGAGAUUCAAGAGAUUUAAAAGAGAUUCAAAUUUCACAGAGAAACAGCCCAUGAAACGCCAGAAAUCUGGAAAGAAGGUACCAAAAAGUUCAAUGCUCUCAGUAUUGAGAAUAAGGCAUGACACCCAAAAAAAUGUUUUGUUACUGACGGAGGAGGAAGAUGUAGUGAAGUUUGAUUUAGAUGGAAUAUCUGUCUGUAGAUCCCAGCAAGAGGAAGGUACUGGUUUGAAUACUUGGGUUGAUUACUUCAGGAAAGACCAAAAUGAUGGCCUUCAUCUAGUUACUUUUACCCAAGAGUCACAAGACAAAUUGCUGGUGCUGACCAAACACCAUGACCCAGAGAAGUUAACGCUACUUCCAUAUGAUAUAUCAGAUUGCCAGGAGAAAAAUGGCAACAAGUUUGAUAUCACCAAGCUCUGUGAAGAUAAUCUAAAACGUCAUCUUUUCCUCAUGGAUUCUGACAGAUAUGAAGAAUCAGUCCAAUUUAAGCUGCUUGAAGAUGAAGAGAAGCGCUAUAUUCAUGCUGGGCAGACACUGUUUCUAGCCUACAAAAAUGUAGAUAAAUCAGAUGGAUCAAUAUACCGCUUUGUGAUGAGACAUAAGAAACAGCACACCCAAGAGCUUGCAGUGCUUUAAGAUGCAAGUGUAGCAGAAGGGCCUAGGCGCAGGGGGGGGGUCAUAGCUCAGUGCCAGAGCAUCUGCUUUGCAUGCAGAUGGUUCCAGCUUAAGUCCCUGAAUCUCUAGGUAGGGCUCGCUGAAACCCUGAAGAGUUGCUGCUAGUUGGUGUAGAUCAAGUAUGGGGAACCUUUGGCUCUCCAGAUGUUGCUGAACCACAACUCGCAUAAUCCCUGGCUAUUGGCCAUACUUACUGGGGCUGAUAGUAGUUCAGCAGCAUCUGGAGGGCCACAGGUUCCCCAUACCUGGUGUAGAUGAUACUGAGUUAGAUUAAGGCAGCUUCACAUGUUGAAAUUAGAGACAAUGAGUUCCUAUACUUAAUUUAAUUUAGCACUGCGGCAAUGUAAAAAUAAUAUUGCAGUGUCACUGUAGGGAUUUCACAAGUACAGCAGGGCAGAACAAUGGGGCAAAAUCAAGGUGGUAGUGGUGUAUGUUUGAAUAAACUAUAUUUGGGGGCUGUGUAGUGGUGUUGGUCAUAUUUUCAUCCAUGUGUUUGAAAUGCAGCCUUUCACAGUUGCAAAAUGAAAUCCUCAGUCUGCAUUAGCCCUUUGCCAGCACAAACUCUGCCCACUGAUACUGCGUGCAGAUGCUGGGAUGGCUCACCAGCUCUUGCCCAGUUACAUCUAAGCAGCAAAGAUACUAAAACUCAUUAGUAGGGGGGUGCAAUGUCUGUGCUACCUAUUUGGCCAGUGCCAGAACCUUCAUCUCAUGUAAAUGGGCUCCCUGUAUUUGUCAUCUCCCUUAAUUGAAGGGCUCCAGGGCAGCUAAAAGAGAAUCUUGCUAGUAUGCAUUAGCAAUGGGUUCCAUUUCUGCAACAAUCAGAUUUGCUAUUGGAUUGAUUAUUUCUGACAUUCUCUAUCUUUGUAGAAAGAAUUUUGAAGUAGCAACUAUAUCGGGGUGGGGAACGCUCAGCCCCUGGGCCUAAUUUGGCUUGCCAGAGGUUCCAAUUGGCCCACAAGGCUGUUUCCCCCAAAUCAUCCCUUCAAGCCCCUGUGGUGCUUUGAAGUCCUGAUAAUCCUGGGGACUUCAACGUGCCUACCACCUGACCUCAUAGUGACAUCAGGUGCUUGACUGCCUACCUGUCAAAUUUGGCCUACCAGCCAGAUCCAGUCUCACACCCUGCUUUAUAUCAUGGAAUACACCGGCUGCAAUCCCCCACCUACAAAGCUCUAGUCUAAUUCCUGUGAUGCUGCCUCCAUUUGUCCUUAUGCACCAUGAUGCAGUAGAUAUCCUGUGUCUUGCCUUAAGACAUCUUUGCCAACUGGAUGCAGUCCAGAUGCUUCGGACUAUAACUCCUACCACCCCUAACAAUUAGUCAUGCUGGCUGGGGCUGAUGGGAGCUGUAGUUCAAAAUAUCAGGAGGGGAGACCUGGUUGGUGAAGGCUGCCUUAAGAGAAUCCAGCACCAACCCAAUCCCUCAAGAUGUUGCAUACAGUAUACUCACAGUUUAAUAUAAGAAGGUAAGAGCAAGCUACUGGAUAGAUUCUCUAAGGGUGAGGGGAAGGAGGCCCUUGGCUUCAAGUGAAUAGUUUGCUGCCAUUGCAGCACAUAAGGGAUAGCAGUGGUGGCCGAGUGUGGUGGAGGAUGCUGAGAUUAUACUAGGGUACCAUGGGAGCGGAGGCCAUUAUAUGCAAGAUACAUAAGUCAUAGUUGCAUUUUAUGUUUUGUUGUUCAAUUUACUAUCCACUUCUAGCUAUGGUUACUCAAAAGUCCCAUUGUUUUCAGUAUGUACAUCUAGGAUUGCAGUCUUGCUAUGGCUUUAAUCCUCAUGUACAGUUGUGUUCAUGACUUCCUGUAUUUUAAUAGCUCAAUGGAACUGUCCUGCAAUGAAGGCUCACAGGUGCACAUCUUCUGUUAAGAUGAAAUUCUGAAAUAUCCCACACUAUACUGCCUGUUUUUUGAACUGCAUAUACAUCCUAUGACUGAAAUAUAUAAGAAGUGAUGUAUUUGAUGUAUAAUGCCAAUUAUUGUAAUGUCAUUAUCUGAACUGUCAUUGCUUGCUGAUACCCUUAAAGAACUUAGAUCGAUAUAUCUUAUCCCUUUAGGAACAUCCAUGCUCAUUAAGAUCCUCUGAUUGGGCCUUACUCUGUUUUCUUUUGCUAUACAAGGUGAAACUGGUAACAGGAGCAGGGCCUUCAUUAUAAUUGUCCCAAGGCUUUGUAAAGACCUCCCUAAGGGGAUCAGGAAUAGCUCUUCCAUUAUGACCUUCUCAAAUGGCUGCAAGACUAACUUAUCCCUGGGUGGCAUUUGAAAGCUAAGUUUUUGAUUUAAUUUUUGUUGACUACUGAAUAUUUUUGUCUUGUUGAAUGUAAUUGCUUACUGAUAUUCUACCACCCACCUACCCCCUGUAAUCACACUGGGCAGUAGGAACUGAGUGGCAUUAAUUUUCCUGGUACUGCCUUUACAUGGCUUGUGAACAAAUUUGCAGGCACAUAGCACUUUUUUAUCCUAACUUGAGAAUAACUUUGGGUUGUAGUCAAUUAAUGAACCUAAGUUAGUUGUGUCUAUUAACUUCAGUAGAUCUACUCUGAAUAUCAUCUUUUAUGGGCACAUAGUUCUUAUAAUCCUGGACAGUUAUGUUUCUCCUUGAACAAAUCAGUGGGCACUUAACAGUGGGGUGUGUGCUCAAAUUACAUUUUGUUCAAUCAAAGAGGGGAGCACUAAAUGGGGAUGCAGAAGGCCCUGCUUUAUGUACUACCCCCUUUCUUCUCUGGUAGAGGUAGAUGAUUAUACAAGACAGGGCCUUCUCAGUACUGGUGCGUUAGGUGUGGAACUCCCUUGGGAGGGAGACUUGCCUGCCUGGUUUUCUCAUUGAUGAAUUUUAGGCAGCAGUUGAAAUCUCUCUCUCUCUCUCUCUCUCUCUCUCUCUCUCUCUCUCUGGUGGGGCCAUCUGGAAAGUGAAUAAGCAGUUGAUGCUCCUGCUUUUUAUAAGUUUUUGUUAUGUUGUUAUUCUAUGCUCUGAUUUUGCUUUUAUUUCGAUAUAAGCAGUGGUUACAGAUCUCUUGAUGGAAAGAUGGGUUCUACAUAUUUUAAAUAAAGAUAUGUUCAAGCAAA